Molecule: messenger RNA, 2115 nt
Organism: Musca vetustissima
Lineage: Eukaryota; Metazoa; Arthropoda; Insecta; Diptera; Muscidae
Product: protein claret segregational
Exons: 3
Coding region: 1-2115 (704 amino acids)
Biological process (GO): microtubule-based movement
Molecular function (GO): ATP binding; microtubule motor activity; microtubule binding
Source: RefSeq, a predicted model, not a curated record
AUGGAAUCAAAGUUACCAAAACCGUCUGCCCUAAAAAGACCAGCGCCUGUCGCAAGGACCAUACUGCCAACGGAUAGGAUAAAAACGGCAUCAUUUACUGGAAGUUUUGGGAACAAAACACAUUUGUUCAGCGGGAGCUCUCAGUCUCUGAACACUUUUAAUCAACAUCCACGCGAUAUUACCAACUUUCAGAAUUAUGAAAAUACUGCACGCAGAGAACGAGCAGCAUCUCCCGAAGCUGCACACUCGAAUUAUGGAGCGUCACGCGCAAAAAUGAGACGGAGCCGUUCUGCUUGCGAUAUCCGAGAUAUGCGACCCUUAAAACGGACAGAAUCGACGUUGGCCCCAAUUCCAGCAAAAACUUCCCGACUGUUGUCCUCCACAGCUACAAUUGGGACAGUGGGGGCUAAUACUAACAGACCGCCGCGCAUUGGAAUGUCCACUACUGCAACAAGCAGUACAACUACAAAAAAGCCGCCAACUGCCAAUACAUCUAAAGUUAACGGAGGAGGUCGAACAGCAUUGAAUAAUACAAAGGGCUCAAGUAAUACGAGCGCAAACACAUCGGCGUCUGCGGCCAAAACUGCAAGCAAACGUAUUCCUGCAUAUGACUUUAAGGCACGGUUUAAUGACCUUUUAGAGAAACACAAAAUCCUUAAAGAUAAACUGGAAGAAAAGACAGAACAGCUUAACAGUCUGGAGAACUUACCAGAGGUACUAGAGGAUACAGAAAAACAGUUAAUAACUACAAAAGAAGAACUUAAAAAUACCCAAACGAUGAAUGAAUGCCUAAAACGCGAGACGAAGUUGCUGCAAGAAAAAUACAACAACACUGUGGAAAACCUGAGUAGAACAACGGUAGAACUGAAUAAUCUAACAAAAGCAUAUACUGAAAUAAAACAAGAACAUGCUGAACUAAUUUCCGAAGUAAAUGAGCUGCGUGAGAGAACCUCCACUUUGGCCGACAAAAACGCCAAUCUUAUGGAUGAAAUAGCAAUAUGCAAAGAACAGUUAUUCCGUUCAAACAUGGAACGAAAAGAAUUGCACAACACCGUGUUGGAUUUACGUGGUAAUAUACGCGUAUUUUGCCGUGUCCGUCCACCACUGGACUGUGAAAGGGACAAAAUGCUGUGUAAUUGGAGUUAUUUGGACGAAGCAACUGUUGAAAUUGCCAGUUUCGAACCGACAUCGAAGGGAAAACCAAAUGCACAUACGUUUACAUUUGACCAAGUAUUCCAUCCCUCUUCGGGCCAAGAAUCGAUAUUUGAAAUGGUCUCGCCCUUAAUACAGUCCGCUCUGGACGGAUACAACAUUUGUAUUUUUGCAUAUGGACAGACGGGUAGUGGAAAAACGUACACAAUGGAUGGUAUCCCAUCAAACCCUGGAGUUAUACCGAGAACCGUGGACUUACUAUUUGAUUCUAUCAAGAACUAUCGACACUUAGGCUGGGAAUAUGAAAUUAAAGUGACAUUUUUGGAAAUAUACAAUGAAGUCCUCUACGAUCUAUUGAGCAAUGAACAGAAGGAUAUGGAAAUUCGAAUGGUAAAGAAUAGCAAGAACGACAUCUACGUAUCAAAUAUAACGCAGGAGACGGUGGAGAGCGCAGGACGUCUCCGCGAACUAAUGCAAAUCGCCAAGAUGAAUCGUGCAACAGCAGCGACCGUCGGCAAUGAACGAUCAUCAAGAUCACACGCGGUGACAAAAAUCGAACUUAUAGGUGCACAUGCCGAAAAACAAGAAAUUUCUAUUGGUUCAAUAAAUCUGGUGGAUUUGGCAGGCUCAGAGUCACCCAAAACAAGUACUCGUAUGAACGAAACCAAGAACAUAAAUAGAUCGCUGUCAGAGCUGACAAAUGUAAUAUUGGCACUAUUGCAGAAACAAGAUCACAUCCCUUACCGAAACUCGAAGUUAACUCAUCUAUUAAUGCCUUCUUUGGGCGGUAACUCCAAGACACUAAUGUUUAUCAAUGUUGCUCCACUGCAAGAUUGUUUUGUUGAAUCACUGAAAUCACUGCGAUUUGCUGCCACUGUCAAUCAGUGUAAAAUGGCCAAGGCUAAACGUAAUCGUAUACUUAACACAUCCCUUGCAAAUACCAGCGGAAUCAGCAAUCAAUAA